UUUUCAGGUAAAGAAGACCUGGGAUUUUGAGUGAAGGUGAUUCCGCUCCAAGAUGGCUAAAAUCACACUACUUGUGGUUCUUCUAGUGAGUGUUCUCCCUGCGAUUGCAAGGAAAGAUCAAAGUUACAAGUGCAACUUUCUGGAGUCCAAUGGCGACGGGGCAUACGUCUUUGAUGAUAAGCAACUGAACGGGGGAAAGUUUUCAGUCUCCUUCAAUGUAAUUGCGAACAGAGAUGUUCGUAUUGCGCUAUCGCCUAUUAAAGAGGAACACAACAGCAUGAUUGUCAUAUCUAUUGGUGGACCCAAUAACGACGACUCCACCAUAGGAAAGUCGGAUGGUACGAUAUUAUCCGAGUACCUAAUGACAACUGGCUCCCGGGAGAGUGAACUCCAAUGCUUGACAACUUGCAUGAACAACUACUGGAUCUGCUAUGAAGAUAACAUGCUCAAUGUUGGACGGGGCGGUGAGAUCGAACCGUUCCUAAAGUACUCUGUCGAUGCGGCAUCGUCAUUCGAUCCAGGGUAUGUAGGCUUUUCGACAGGAAGCGGCGUUGGAAUGUUCGGGAACAUCCAAGCCUAUGAAUCAUGCGCAGAUCGACAAGAGAACCCAACAAUGACAUCAACACUUCAACCAAGAAGCUGUGCAACUAUUGACUGCGGGGACGUGACGUGCGAAUGGGGUUUCAAGAAAAAUGCCGAAGGAUGCAUGACUUGUGAAUGCAAAACAUCUCCAUGCAGUGGGCUGACGUGCUCUGAAACGUGUGCAAACGGCUACGAAGUCGACGACCAUGGUUGCUUUACGUGUGACUGCAAAAGUGGACCAUGUGACAGUCAGCCCUGUCAGAAUGAUGGAUACUGCGUUUCAGAAGACGCUGAUGAGUAUCGAUGCAUCUGCGUAAACGGUUUCACUGGAACAAAUUGUGAACGAGAUGAGGUUCCGCCAACAAUCGAGUGUCCCGCGAAUAUGGAAUUCAACACGGACCAAGGUUCCGCAUUUGCUACAGUCACUUACGAACUUCCCGAGGCUAGUGAUAAUGACGGAGAGCCGAGUAUCGAAUGUAUCCCAGACUUCCUAACAUUGGGUAUAGGCGCAAAUACAAUCAAAUGCAAAGCCGUUGAUGCAGCCGGAAAUGAAGCUAGCUGUGAAUAUACGAUCACCGUGAAACAUGCCCAGUAGACAUGGACGUACCGACAGACGAAGGAUUGCCUACUUCUUCCUUUGAUUUGGAAAAUCCAACAGCUACAGAUAAUGACGGCGGCGAACCCUCAGUUGUAUGCACCGCUGACAACAGCCCUAUGGUACUUGGUGAAAACACAAUUACAUGCACAGCCACUGAUUCUGGUGGACUGUCAGUGGAAUGCUCGUACACAAUAACCGUAAAGAACGCUUAUCUCAGGACCGAAACUCUUAAUGACCGAAGCCCAACAAACAUAUAUGAAGAACCGCCAAAGAUGACAUGCCCAGUAGACAUGGACGUACCGACAGACGAAGGAUUGCCUACUUCUUCCUUUGAUUUGGAAAAUCCAACAGCUACAGAUAAUGACGGCGGCGAACCCUCAGUUGUAUGCACCGCUGACAACAGCCCUAUGGUACUUGGUGAAAACACAAUUACAUGCACAGCCACUGAUUCUGCUGGACUGUCAGUGGAAUGCUCGUACACAAUAACCGUAAAAGAUGAAGAACCGCCAAAGAUGACAUGCCCAGUAGACAUGGACGUACCGACAGACGAAGGAUUGCCUACUUCUUCCUUUGAUUUGGAAAAUCCAACAGCUACAGAUAAUGACGGCGGCGAACCCUCAGUUGUAUGCACCGCUGACAACAGCCCUAUGGUACUUGGUGAAAACACAAUUACAUGCACAGCCACUGAUUCUGGUGGACUGUCAGUGGAAUGCUCGUACACAAUAACCGUAAAAGAUGAAGAACCGCCAAAGAUGACAUGCCCAGUAGACAUGGACGUACCGACAGACGAAGGAUUGCCUACUUCUUCCUUUGAUUUGGAAAAUCCAACAGCUACAGAUAAUGACGGCGGCGAACCCUCAGUUGUAUGCACCGCUGACAACAGCCCUAUGGUACUUGGUGAAAACACAAUUACAUGCACAGCCACUGAUUCUGGUGGACUGUCAGUGGAAUGCUCGUACACAAUAACCGUAAAAGAUGAAGAACCGCCAAAGAUGACAUGCCCAGUAGACAUGGACGUACCGACAGACGAAGGAUUGCCUACUUCUUCCUUUGAUUUGGAAAAUCCAACAGCUACAGAUAAUGACGGCGGCGAACCCUCAGUUGUAUGCACCGCUGACAACAGCCCUAUGGUACUUGGUGAAAACACAAUUACAUGCACAGCCACUGAUUCUGGUGGACUGUCAGUGGAAUGCUCGUACACAAUAACCGUAAAAGAUGAAGAACCGCCAAAGAUGACAUGCCCAGUAGACAUGGACGUACCGACAGACGAAGGAUUGCCUACUUCUUCCUUUGAUUUGGAAAAUCCAACAGCUACAGAUAAUGACGGCGGCGAACCCUCAGUUGUAUGCACCGCUGACAACAGCCCUAUGGUACUUGGUGAAAACACAAUUACAUGCACAGCCACUGAUUCUGGUGGACUGUCAGUGGAAUGCUCGUACACAAUAACCGUAAAAGAUGAAGAACCGCCAAAGAUGACAUGCCCAGUAGACAUGGACGUACCGACAGACGAAGGAUUGCCUACUUCUUCCUUUGAUUGGGAAAAUCCAACAGCUACAGAUAAUGACGGCGGCGAACCCUCAGUUGUAUGCACCGCUGACAACAGCCCUAUGGUACUUGGUGAAAACACAAUUACAUGCACAGCCACUGAUUCUGGUGGACUGUCAGUGGAAUGCUCGUACACAAUAACCGUAAAAGAUGAAGAACCGCCAAAGAUGACAUGCCCAGUAGACAUGGACGUACCGACAGACGAAGGAUUGCCUACUUCUUCCUUUGAUUGGGAAAAUCCAACAGCUACAGAUAAUGACGGCGGCGAACCCUCAGUUGUAUGCACCGCUGACAACAGCCCUAUGGUACUUGGUGAAAACACAAUUACAUGCACAGCCACUGAUUCUGGUGGACUGUCAGUGGAAUGCUCGUACACAAUAACCGUAAAAGAUGAAGAACCGCCAAAGAUGACAUGCCCAGUAGACAUGGACGUACCGACAGACGAAGGAUUGCCUACUUCUUCCUUUGAUUUGGAAAAUCCAACAGCUACAGAUAAUGACGGCGGCGAACCCUCAGUUGUAUGCACCGCUGACAACAGCCCUAUGGUACUUGGUGAAAACACAAUUACAUGCACAGCCACUGAUUCUGGUGGACUGUCAGUGGAAUGCUCGUACACAAUAACCGUAAAAGAUGAAGAACCGCCAAAGAUGACAUGCCCAGUAGACAUGGACGUACCGACAGACGAAGGAUUGCCUACUUCUUCCUUUGAUUUGGAAAAUCCAACAGCUACAGAUAAUGACGGCGGCGAACCCUCAGUUGUAUGCACCGCUGACAACAGCCCUAUGGUACUUGGUGAAAACACAAUUACAUGCACAGCCACUGAUUCUGGUGGACUGUCAGUGGAAUGCUCGUACACAAUAACCGUAAAAGAUGAAGAACCGCCAAAGAUGACAUGCCCAGUAGACAUGGACGUACCGACAGACGAAGGAUUGCCUACUUCUUCCUUUGAUUGGGAAAAUCCAACAGCUACAGAUAAUGACGGCGGCGAACCCUCAGUUGUAUGCACCGCUGACAACAGCCCUAUGGUACUUGGUGAAAACACAAUUACAUGCACAGCCACUGAUUCUGGUGGACUGUCAGUGGAAUGCUCGUACACAAUAACCGUAAAAGAUGAAGAACCGCCAAAGAUGACAUGCCCAGUAGACAUGGACGUACCGACAGACGAAGGAUUGCCUACUUCUUCCUUUGAUUGGGAAAAUCCAACAGCUACAGAUAAUGACGGCGGCGAACCCUCAGUUGUAUGCACCGCUGACAACAGCCCUAUGGUACUUGGUGAAAACACAAUUACAUGCACAGCCACUGAUUCUGGUGGACUGUCAGUGGAAUGCUCGUACACAAUAACCGUAAAAGAUGAAGAACCGCCAAAGAUGACAUGCCCAGUAGACAUGGACGUACCGACAGACGAAGGAUUGCCUACUUCUUCCUUUGAUUUGGAAAAUCCAACAGCUUCAGAUAAUGACGGCGGCGAACCCUCAGUUGUAUGCACCGCUGACAACAGCCCUAUGGUACUUGGUGAAAACACAAUUACAUGCACAGCCACUGAUUCUGGUGGACUGUCAGUGGAAUGCUCGUACACAGUAACCGUAAAAGAUGAAGAGCCCCCAACUGUUGAGUGUCAGGGAGAUAUGACAGUGUCUGUACCCUCCAAUGCAUUAUGGGUAAUCCCAACUGCGGUUGAUAACGAUGGAUCGAAUGUUGCUGUAACCUGCAAUCCAUCUAAUCCAGCCUCCAUGGUGUAUACAAAUGGCGCCAAUGUUAUCACAUGUGAAGCAUUAGACACCGCCGGUAACCGGGGCGAGUGCAGCUUUACAAUCAUUAUGGUACCCGAAGAGUGUAGAUUCCCAACUUUGUCGAACGACGUUAAUAAAUACGUAGCGUGUGCAACACCACUUACUGCGGACGGUUUGUCUAAAAUAUGCUACCGUUUGGCCGAGGCAAACGAUUACAAUGUAUUCAUAUCAAUUUGGAACGAGCAGAGCGAGACAGGAUUUAUGCCAGGCAUGAUAGAUUUAGUGCAUCAUCUUUCUAAAGAUAUGGUCGGUGGUGACACGACUGCAAGUGGUCCAGUCAGUGGUACCAAAUCUACACCCGGCUUCGGCGAUGGUGAACAGAGCAUGUGCAUCACCAGGUUUCCAUCCAGUGUCGUGAUCUCGUUCAAUGAUGAAGAGCUCUGGACUGUACCAUUUGAGCCAGAAGAAGAGACUGAAAUCGGUUUUGCAUCUAGCGACGAUGCAGAAUGGAUCGUGCAACCGUCCUAUGGACCACAAGGAGCGAGCCGGCGCCGUCGAUCAGUGGCUGAAGAACCGAACUCUCUGAAAAAGGUCACAACUAGACGUCGCAGAGCAGCAGGUUCACUAAGGAGCGGUGGGGGUCCGGGCUGGGGAGAUCAGAGUGAUGAGAAUGGUCUACUAAGAGUCAUGUUCAACAAAGUCAACAGACGCCGACGUUAAGUGCAAGAAAACGAACAAGUAGGAUUGAAACCUCAAAAUGGACAUGGUGACGAGGGCUAACCUGAUUUUCUUCACAUUUCGUCUGGACACUUUUUUCCUGUGUUGCUGUCGCUGCGGUUAUUUUCAUAGUUGACGGAAAUAGCUGUCACGGAAUAAAUCUCGCGUAUACAAUAAU
Asterias rubens (European starfish) is the source of this 5350-nucleotide messenger RNA. RefSeq names its product hyalin-like. The record is from RefSeq and is a predicted model, not a curated record. NCBI's taxonomy places the organism in Eukaryota, Metazoa, Echinodermata, Asteroidea, Forcipulatida, Asteriidae. Gene Ontology annotation, molecular function: serine-type endopeptidase inhibitor activity.